AUCGGCUUAUCUUCUUCACUCUUUUCAUUUCUUUCUACUUCUUCUUUUGCAGCACAUAGACCUUUAGAUAAUUGUGACCAUGGAGUUACCAUCUCCUUACUGCUCCAAAAGGGAAGAAGAACAAACCAUUCCUCCGAAAAGAGGUCAAAUCAAGAUCACGAUCGCUCGCGAUCUACUCAGAUCAGUGACCUCGAAAACACCACUUCCUAGGAGAGGCCAAAUCAAGAUCAUGAUUGCUCGUGAUCUAGUCAGAUCAUGGAACACAAAGGAACAUCAAGAAAGGACUCAAGGAGGCUAACUAAUUAAUUCGCCACUAAGAAGCAUCAGAUCUUCGAAACUCACCUGAGAGUCUUGUAUAUAUAUACAAUGUAAUGAAAUUGUUGGCUUCGGGUUCUUUUGAAGAUGUGUUACUGUAUAUAAAUGAGUCUUAUAAAAGUUUGGGGGCGAAUAUGAAUACUUUUAUAUAUUUAUAACACACUUAUGUAAA
Molecule: messenger RNA, 487 nt
Organism: Capsella rubella
Lineage: Eukaryota; Viridiplantae; Streptophyta; Magnoliopsida; Brassicales; Brassicaceae
Exons: 1
Coding region: 80-298 (72 amino acids)
Source: RefSeq, a predicted model, not a curated record